This is a messenger RNA of Lolium perenne, 2763 nucleotides long. Its product is annotated as potassium transporter 10. Gene Ontology annotation, biological process: potassium ion transmembrane transport. NCBI's taxonomy places the organism in Eukaryota, Viridiplantae, Streptophyta, Magnoliopsida, Poales, Poaceae. Gene Ontology annotation, molecular function: potassium ion transmembrane transporter activity. The record is from RefSeq and is a predicted model, not a curated record. Gene Ontology annotation, cellular component: membrane.
CCUCCUCCAUCCCAUAUUCCAAUCUUCCCUCUCAUCUUCUUCCACAGUUCCGCCCUGCGCACGCUCACGCCAUCGCCGCCUGCCCCCGUUCUGCUCCCUUGACCACCCUUACAAAACCUCGAGAACUCCAAAUAUAUCCCACCUAAUCCCACCUCAUUCUCGUGCUCAUCUCGCUACGCCCCGACAACUCAAGAACGUCACACCACCGAAUCCCAACGCUCGACUCCCCCGAGUAGCCACUGCCUCCCUUGCUUCUGCGAGGAGAGAGGAGCAGAAUGAAGAGCCCCCCUACCAUGGAUCCUGAGGCGCCGGGCACUCCUCCGGAGACCACGGAGGAGGAGAGGCAGCAGCAGGGGCAGGGGGGCAGGAACCGGCGGCUGCCGUGGCGGAUGACGCUGAGCCUGGCGUACCAGAGCCUCGGCGUGGUGUACGGCGACCUGAGCACGUCGCCGCUGUACGUCUACAAGGCGGCGUUCGCGGACGACAUCCAGCACUCGGAGACCAACGAGGAGAUCCUCGGCGUGCUCUCCUUCGUCUUCUGGACGCUCACCCUCGUCCCCCUCCUCAAGUACGUCUGCGUCGUCCUCCGCGCCGACGACAACGGCGAGGGCGGCACCUUCGCGCUCUACUCCCUCCUCUGCCGCCACGCGCGCGCCGCGCUCCUGCCGCCCGGCCGCGGCGCCGAGCCAGGGGACGACGACCAGGAGCUCUCCGACGCCGCCGGCAAGAAGUACCUCGACUACGGCGGCAAUGCCAACGCGCCGCUCGGCGGCGGCGGCGCGGCCGCCAGCGUCAGGCGCGUGCUGGAGCGCCACAGGGUGCUGCAGCGCGUGCUGCUCGUGCUCGCGCUCGUCGGAACCUGCAUGGUCAUCGGGGACGGCGUGCUCACCCCGGCCAUCUCUGUUUUCUCCGCCGUGUCCGGGCUGGAACUGUCCAUGGAAAAGGGACACCACAAAUAUGUGGAGUUACCUCUUGCUUGCUUCAUACUGGUUUGCCUGUUUGCGCUGCAACACUACGGCACUCACCGGGUCGGAUUCCUGUUCGCUCCGAUUGUGAUAGCAUGGCUUCUAUGUAUAAGCUCGAUCGGUGUCUACAAUAUUUUUAAAUGGGAACCUCAUGUAUAUCGAGCGUUAUCUCCGUAUUAUAUGUACAAGUUCUUGAAGAAAACACAGAGAGGAGGUUGGAUGUCCCUGGGAGGAAUACUUCUAUGUGUUACUGGAUCUGAAGCGAUGUUUGCAGAUCUGGGGCAUUUCAACCAGUUGUCGAUACAGAUUGCUUUCACUUGCAUGGUUUACCCAUCAUUGAUCCUUGCAUACAUGGGCCAAGCAGCUUAUCUGUCUAAGCAUCAUAUCCUGGAAGGUGACUACAGGAUCGGAUUCUACGUGUCUGUGCCAGAGAUGAUUAGGUGGCCCGUUCUGGCAAUUGCCAUUCUUGCCGCAGUUGUGGGUAGCCAAGCUGUUAUCACCGGCACAUUUUCCAUGAUCAAGCAAUGCACUUCUCUAGGCUGCUUUCCCCGGGUGAAGAUCGUGCACACUUCCGCCAAAGUACAUGGGCAGAUAUACAUUCCAGAGAUUAAUUGGAUCCUGAUGAUACUGUGCUUAGCCGUAACCAUAGGUUUCAGAGACACGAAACACUUGGGCAAUGCAUCAGGACUGGCUGUUAUAACUGUCAUGCUCGUCACAACAUGCCUGAUGUCGCUGGUGAUAGUUCUGUGCUGGCACAAGAGCAUAUUCCUCGCCAUCGGGUUCAUCGUGUUCUUCGGCACCAUCGAGGCGCUGUACUUCUCGGCGUCGCUCAUCAAGUUCAAGGAAGGAGCCUGGGUCCCAAUCGUCCUCGCCUUCUUCUUCAUGAUGGUAAUGUGUAUCUGGCACUAUGGCACGAUCAAGAAGUACGAGUUUGAUCUCCAGAACAAGGUCUCCAUCAACUGGCUCCUCAGCCUCAGCCCGAACCUAGGCAUCGUCCGUGUCCGCGGCAUCGGCCUCAUACACACCGAGCUCGACAGUGGCAUCCCUGCGAUCUUCUCCCAUUUCGUCACCAAUCUGCCUGCAUUCCAUCAGGUGUUGAUCUUCAUGUGCAUCAAGAACGUGCCGAUACCUCACGUCUCGCCGGAGGAGCGGUUCCUGGUCGGGAGGAUCGGUCCCAAGGAGUACAGGAUCUACCGGUGCAUCGUCCGUUACGGGUACCACGACGUGCAGAUGGACGACCAGGAGUUCGAGAAGGACCUCGUGUGCAGCGUGGCGGAGUUCAUCCGCUCCGGCGGCGGCGGCGGGGGCGCCUCCAACCCCAAGGCCAACGGCGCGGCGCUGGACGAGAAGGACGAGGAGCGGAUGUCGGUGGUCGCCUCCGGCAGCAUGCGCAUGCUGGAGGAGGACGGCGUCGGCGCGGCGGAGAGCACGGCGGUGGGGCCAUCCCGCGCCGGCGCCGGUGGGGAGACGGGCGUGAGGAAGAGGGUGAGGUUCGUGCUGCCGGCGUCGACCCCGCGGCCGAACGCCGGCGUGGAGGAGGAGCUGCGGGAGCUGACGGACGCGCGGGAGGCCGGCAUGGCCUUCAUCCUGGGCCACUGCUACGUCAAGGCCAAGAGCGGGUCCAGCUUCUUCCGGCGGUUCGUCAUCAACUUCGGCUACGACUUCCUGCGGCGCAACAGCCGGGGCCCGACCUACGCCGUCACCGUCCCCCAUGCCUCCACCCUCGAGGUCGGCAUGAUAUACUAUGUCUGAUGAUGAAUCUGAUGAUCUCUGAAGAAUAUAUAGAAGAAAAAGAAAA